Molecule: messenger RNA, 1063 nt
Organism: Cladocopium goreaui
Lineage: Eukaryota; Dinophyceae; Suessiales; Symbiodiniaceae
Source: the annotation of a GenBank genome assembly
AUGCGUGCUGGAUAUUUUUUUUUUGAUGCAUUUAUAUUUUUUUUUGAUACGUGUCUCUGUCGUCGGAGAUCCAGGAGUUUCCAGCAUGCUGCUCCUCUCUUUUCACGAUAUUCACCAGCUGCAUCCUUCAGCACCGCACAGUUUAAGGUUUGCAUCAACGGUGGUGCUGGCAGCAUUGGUCAACCCUUGACGAUGCUGAUGGCCAUGAACGAAUCCCUGAAGGAGGUCUCAAGCCAUAUGGAGUGGCCUACAAUGAUGAAGGCCAACUCGAGUACGACACGGCCAAGGAAGAGGCCUACCCCUGGGCUCUCUGUCGAGCCUAUGCAAAAGGGCUCAAGCAGCAGUUGCUUGAAGAUUGGUCCGAAAAUACCGCCUGAAAGGCAAAUCUUGGACGUGAAUUGCGCUGCCGGUGAGACUUCAUGGAAGGAGCACCUUUUCGUUCUGCUCUGGCAGCGGGAUGAGAUCUCUGCUUUUGUGGAUCCCACUUUGUCCUACAACCAAGCCGGUCAGCUCAUUAGCAUCCAGGAGAAACUGCGCCAUGGAUCUGCAACCUUCAAAACAUACAAACGUCCGACCACGCCCACCUGGAGUGCUGUGCAGGAUUACAUGAACAAAUGCUUUCCCGGACGGCACGCAGCUGAUGCGCCCUUUGACAUUCCCAUGAAGAUUGUCCUGAACAUUGCUGUGGGUGGCUAUGGUGGUGCUCCAUGUUUCUGGGGUGAGAAGACGUGUGCUGAUAGCUGUGGUGCUGCGGUGGGAUCCGAGCUGAUCAUCUCGGACAUCAGUGUUUGGCAGUAGUAACUCAGUAGUAGAUAGAAGAUGUCCUUGAAGUAGUCCUUGAAGUACAAGUAGGUUUUCCAAGCUGUUCUAAACGGCACUAAACGCAACGGGUAUGGGUCGAAAUUGCUGCCCUGAGAUCCCCUAAGUGGGAUGGUGAAUGACCCAAGCCCAAAUGUUACGAGCUCUGGCACCAGCCUAUGCGCUGGUGGGGCUCAAAGCUUUCGUGAGGUUUUAAGUCUUGCCCACCUCGAUUUUAACACCUCUUGGAGCUGAAAUUCGACAG